Molecule: messenger RNA, 2520 nt
Organism: Besnoitia besnoiti
Lineage: Eukaryota; Apicomplexa; Conoidasida; Eucoccidiorida; Sarcocystidae
Product: ABC transporter family protein
Exons: 9
Coding region: 1-2520 (839 amino acids)
Biological process (GO): transmembrane transport; intracellular iron ion homeostasis
Cellular component (GO): mitochondrial inner membrane
Molecular function (GO): ATP binding; ABC-type transporter activity; ATP hydrolysis activity
Source: RefSeq, a predicted model, not a curated record
AUGCAGCCUCCGCACCGCGUAGCUUUCUUUCCGUUUUCGCUUCUCCGCGGGAAGCGACGCCCGUCGCUUCCGCCGCGAUGCGUGCAGACGUGGGAGCUCGGUUUUUCACGCGGGUCGGCGGCUGGACUAACUCUGAAGGCUCCCUCGCCGACCUCGCGCGUCGCGCCCUUCCGCUACUCCGCUGUCCUCUCUGGGUCACUCACCUACCGCCCGCUUCUUCUCUCCGUGUCGCCUCGCUGGCGCGUCGGUUUUGCUGGUCGCGCGCCGCCGCCCGCAGGUGCCGGCGCCUUUUCCACGCCCACUGAGCCUCUUGCGUGGGCGGGAGCUACGGGUGCCGCCCAGGAUCUGCAUCCGCUGCUGGUUCCGGCCGCACUGCCCUUCUCGACGUCGACUUACUCUUCUUCCUGCGCGGCGAGGCCGUCUUCGGGGAGUCCACUGGCGCCGUCGCCGACCUCCGCCGCGCACGCCUCGACCUUCGGCGCUGCGCCGAGCCCGCCGCCGCUCUCCGCAGUGCCGCACACGGUGGACUGCCGCGUCUGUCCCGUGGCGCGCGCCCCGAAGUCGCCGUCGAGUCUCCAUCUGCUGCGCUCGCUGCUGCCCUUCCUGUGGCCUGCGUCGCUGUCGCACCGCUUGCGCGUCCUCGGCGCUGUCGCCUCGCUCGUGGCUGCCAAGUUCAUGACUACGCAGGCGCCGCUUCUCCUCGCCAACAUGGUCGAUUGCUUCCAGGCGCUGCCUGCUGCCGCCGACCUCGCCUCCCAUCCACCCCCCGAAGACGGAGGGGCGGCAGCGGCCGAAGCCGACGGGGCGCUGAACCUCCUCGAGCAGACCGCGCGCGUCGCGGCGCUGCCUCUCGGCAUCGUCUGCGGCUUUCCGCUCGCGAGAAUCGCCGCCUCCGGCUUCAACGAGCUGCGGUCGCUGCUGUUUGCGCGUGUGAGCCAGAGCGCGAGCUCUGAGUUUGCUUGCCACGCAUUCCUCCAUCUUCAUUCCCUCGCCUUCUUCCACGACAAAAAGGCUGGCGAGCUGUCGGUUCUGAUUAGCCGCGGCAUAAAGUCGAUUACGUCGCUUCUCAACGUUCUGCUCUUCCAGCUGUUUCCCACGGCGUUAGAGUUUUUGCUGGUGCUGUAUCUCCUCGCGGCCAAGGUCGCCGGUCCCGUCGCGCUCAUCACCUUAGCCACGAUGGCCGCCUACGUCGCCUUCACGACAGCCGUCACCAGCAGGCGAACCAAAAUCCGGAAGGCGAUGAACCGCGCCGAGCAGCAGUCCGCCGGGCUGCUGGUAGAUUCGCUGGCGAACGCAGAGGCCGUUCGCUUCUUCACGGCGGAGAAGCAAGAGCUGAAGCGCUUCGCGACCGUCCAGCGCCACUACGCGGUGAAGAACGUCGCUGUCAACGAGAGCCUCGCCUUGCUCAACUUUGGUCAGCAGCUUAUCUUUAACUGCGGAGUGCUCGGGGCGCUGCUGUUCACCGCCUCGCAGGUCGCGGCGGGCGCGUUGCCGGUUGGGCACCUCGUGCUCGUGAGCAACAUGCUUCUCCAGCUGGCGAUUCCGCUGAACUUCGUGGGCACGAUAUACCGCGAGACGAGCUUGAACCUGAUCGACCUGGAGAAGCUCUACGAGCUGCUCAACAUGCAGCCGCCGAUUCAGAAUCCGCCGAAUGCCAAGGCGUUUGUGCUGAAGCGUGGCGAGAUCGAGUUCGAUCGCGUGAGCUUCGCGUACCCUCCAGUGCUGCGCACCUCGAAGGCGGAGGCGGCCGCGGAAGACAGACGCACGGACGCACCCGAGGCUCGGCGGAAGGGCAGCGCGCUGCUGCUCGAAGACGUCUCGCUCACAGUGAGACCGGGCGAAAAAGUCGCCAUUGUCGGCUCGAGUGGCGCAGGAAAAAGCACACUUAUCAAACUGCUUUACCGCAUGUACGACCCGAAGCAUGGGACAGUCCGCAUCGACGGCCAGGACGUGAAAGAGCUCGAUCUCACCUCGUUCAGGCAGCACAUCGGCGUGGUGCCCCAGGACAUGGUGCUGUUCAACGACACCGUGGAGUUCAAUAUCAAAUACGGAUGUCCCUCGGCGACAGACGAACAAGUGAAGGCUGCGGCGCAGCAGGCGGAGAUCCACGACAUGAUCAUGGGCAUGCCUGACGGGUACAAAACAGUCGUCGGCGAGCGCGGCCUCAAGCUCAGCGGCGGCGAGCGCCAGCGAAUCGGCAUCGCCAGGUGUCUGCUGCGCAACCCCGCAGUCGCCAUCUUCGACGAAGCGACCAGCGCCCUCGACUCCCACACCGAGCAAAAGAUUUUGAAGGCAUUCCGCGCCAUGUCGCGCGGCCGCACGACGCUGGUCAUUGCACAUCGGCUGAGCACGAUUUCCGACGCGGACAAGAUCGUGUACCUGAAGGACGGUAAAGUUGCAGAGUUGGGGACGCACGACGAGCUUCUCCGCCGACCGGGCGGCCUGUACAGGGCGCUGUGGGAGUCGCAGCAGCAUCAGGACGCGGCCCGGAAAGACAGCGAAGAUUUCGGGGAAUUGUGA